Molecule: messenger RNA, 5744 nt
Organism: Caenorhabditis sp. 36 PRJEB53466
Lineage: Eukaryota; Metazoa; Nematoda; Chromadorea; Rhabditida; Rhabditidae
Source: the annotation of a GenBank genome assembly
AUGGGCCGGACGGCUCUUCAUCUGGCGGCGUUCAACGGUCACCUGCCGAUCGUGCACCUCCUGCUCCAGCACAAGGCGUUCGUGAACAGCAAGUCGAAGACCGGCGAGGCGCCGUUGCAUUUGGCCGCCCAAAAUGGACACGUCAAAGUGGUGAAUGUGCUCGUGCAGGAUCACGGAGCGUCUCUCGAGGCGAUCACACUCGACAAUCAGGUCGGUUGGCUGCUAGAAUCAAUCAGUUUGUAACGGUGGCCUAGCUUUUUCAUGUGGAGACAGUUAGGCCAUAGAUAUUGCGUUCUUCAGGCCUGGAGAAGUCGGUGGCCGAACUUUCUCAACCUAGGCCAUAAACUCACAAAAAACCGCUUCCAGACCGCCCUUCAUUUCGCCGCCAAAUUCGGUCAACUCGGCGUCAGUCAGACCCUUCUGGCUCUCGGAGCCAACCCGAACGCCCGCGACGACAAAGGCCAGACGCCUCUCCAUUUGGCCGCCGAAAACGAUUUUCCGGACGUUGUGAAACUGUUCCUGAAGAUGAAGCACAACAAUAACCGCGGCGUUCUCACCGCCAUCGAUCACAACGGAUUCACGUGUGCGCACAUUGCCGCAAUGAAGGUAACGGAGGGGGGGGGGGGACUAGAAGAGCUCGCGCCGUGGCCUAACUUUUUCGGUUUGUAGGGAAGUUUGGCGGUCGUUCGCGAGUUGAUGAUGAUCGACAAGGCGAUGGUGAUUCAAGCGAAGACGAAGACGUUGGAGGCGACGACGUUGCACAUGGCCGCCGCCGGAGGACACGCGAAUAUUGUGAAGAUCCUGCUGGAGAACGGCGCCAAUGCGGAGGAUGAGAACUCGGUAAUCGAUUGCCAAUGAGCUUGAGAAUAGCCAUCACCUUUUCGGUUUUCAGCACGGAAUGACCGCUCUCCAUCUGGGCGCCAAAAACGGUUUCGUCUCGAUUCUCGAGGCGUUCGACAAAGUGCUCUGGAAACGAUGCUCCAGAAAAGUGAGCCGACAAUAUCAGUGUCUUCUUCGACUCUUCCAACAUUCAGACCGGUCUAAACGCUCUGCACAUUGCCGCCUUCUACGGAAACUCGGAUUUUGUGAACGAGAUGUUGAAGCACGUGCAGGCGACGGUCCGAUCCGAACCGCCCAUCUACAACCACCACGUGAACAAGGAGUUUGCCACUGAGGUACGUACAUGGUCUCGCACUACUGUAGCCAUCACUUUUUCAUUUCAGUACGGAUUCACACCGCUCCAUUUGGCGGCUCAAAGCGGUCACGACAGCCUCGUUCGGAUGUUGCUCAAUCAGGGAGUUCAAGUGGACGCCACCAGUACCACUAUGGUAGAAUUGGACAAUAUCUAGAGUUUAACUAAUAUUUUUUUUGUCAAGAACGUGAUUCCGCUUCAUUUGGCCGCCCAACAGGGCCACAUUGCCGUCGUCGGAAUGCUCUUGUCCCGGUCGACGCAACAGCAACACGCAAAGGAUUGGCGCGGGAGGACUCCGUUGCACUUGGCCGCACAAAACGGACACUAUGAGAUGGUCUCGCUGCUCAUCGCCCAGGGAUCCAAUAUUAAUGUUAUGGAUCAGGUUGGUGAACGUUCGGAUCGAAUAGUUGGGCUGAAACUUUCAAAGUUUGAGUUGAAAAUCGUAGAGUUCUGAAACUUCCUAUGGCUCUGAAUAUGUUUUCGUGAAUGCUUGACAUCUUGUGCUGUAUCUUGAUAGUUGACAAUUUUUUCAUGCGACCACUCCUUGGAGUACUGUAGCUCUUGGAAGUUAGCGCUUGGCAGAGGCAACUUACAAGAGGCACAGUAAUUUCUCGAUUUCACCACGAAACUGAUACGAUUUCAAUUCUGAAAAAAACAUGGUUGCAGAACGGCUGGACAGGCCUGCACUUUGCCACUCGCGCGGGCCAUCUGAACGUGGUGAAGCUGUUCAUCGACAGUUCGGCGGAUCCGCUGGCCGAGACGAAAGAGGGAAAAGUGCCGUUGUGCUUCGCGGCGGCCCACAAUCACAUCGAGUGCCUCCGUUUCCUGCUCAAACAGAAGCACGACACGCACCAACUGAUGGAGGACCGCAAGUUCAUAUUCGACCUGAUGGUGUGCGGAAAAACGAACGAUAACGAGCCGCUGCAAGAGUUCAUCCUCCAGUCGCCGGCUCCGAUCGAGACGGCUGUCAAGCUGUCGGCCCUCUAUCGCGAUAUGUCCGAGAAGGAGAAGGAACGCGCGAGGGACCUGCUCAACGUGGCCGUGUUCAGCGAGAAUAUGGCUGUCGAGUUGUUGGGUACGGACGAAAUCAUUGAAAUUUAUGAGAAGACAAGGUGUUCAGGUAUCACUGCCACCGAGUACAACGCCGCGUUACUUUUGAAGGCGAAGGAUAACCGCGGAAGACCUCUGUUGGAUGUGCUCAUCGAGAAUGAACAGGUAGGAAUGAGCUACAGUAGCCCUUCUGAGUGAUCAUAGUGGUCAACCACUCCCUCGACUACUGUAGGUCUUAGAAGCCUCGUGCUGCAUUUGCCCGAAAACUUCAAAGAUGCCACGGCGACGAAAAGUGUAGAAAGGGGCGUGGCCUAAUCUGAGACGCGUUUUCUGAAAAUUGCCGCAAUUCCAGCACACUUUUCCGAUAUUUUUGUGUGUUGAUAUCGACGAAAAAAGAGAAAUUGAAGAGAGAAAACAUUGAAAUUUUCGUGAAAACGCCGCGUUUGAGACGUUUUUGGCAUCAUUCGCAAUACGCCCUCAGCGGCCAAUCGCCGCCGAAAUUUCGGAAUUUUCAUACCGGCCGAUGUGGAUAGUUUUGAGACGAAGUGAGUGUCGGAAGUGAUUAAGCACACGUUAAUACAAGUAUUUUAAGCGUUCAAACGGCAAAAAGUAUCGGCGAAUGACUGAAAUUCGCGCAUUUUCAGCACAAAACUUGAAAAUCGCAUCAAUUGAUUCAUUCUCUGAAUGAAACCUGCUCGUUUUAAGCUCAAAAAGUGCGCGAUGAUUAGUUUAACAAACUUUUGCAAUUACAUCGUCAAAAUCGUACAAAAUUUGGGUAAUUUUUGACGAAAAACAUGAAAAAUAGGGUGUUAAAUUUCGAAUUUCGUACCAAAUUGGUGCCACGCCCCCCUUUCUACGUGGAUGCCUCUUUUUUGCAACCUUAGUACUCUCAUCUACAGUAUCGCUUGCAUCCAACCGUUUUUGCAGAAAGAAGUGGUGUCGUACGCGUCGGUGCAACGGUACCUGACAGAAGUGUGGACGGCGCGUGUCGACUGGUCCUUCGGCAAGUUCGUCGCCUUCUCGCUGUUUGUGCUCAUGUGCCCGCCCGCCUGGUUCUACUUUUCGCUGCCGCUCGACAGCCGCAUCGGACGCGCGCCGAUCAUCAAAUUCGUGUGUCACAUCGUUUCGCACGUCUACUUCACAAUACUCUUGACUAUUGUCGUCCUCAACAUCACUCACAAAAUGUGCGGUUUCAGGGGCAACGAAAAAGCAUCAAAAAGCAUCAAAUUCAGGUACGAAGUGACGUCGGUGGCCCCGAAUCCUGUCGAAUGGUUGCUCCUACUGUGGCUCUCCGGAAAUUUGGUCUCCGAAUUGUCGACGGUCGGAGGCGGUUCCGGAUUGGGAAUUGUCAAGGUGAGUUUCGGCUUUUGUUCACACCGGGCGCACUCUGUCCUUGCAGGUGCUCAUCCUCGUGCUCUCCGCAAUGGCCAUCGCAGUGCAUGUGUUGGCAUUCCUCCUGCCGGCCGUCUUUCUCACCCAUUUGGACAACGACGAGAAGCUGCACUUUGCCCGCACGAUGCUCUACCUCAAAAACCAGCUGUUCGCGUUCGCUCUGCUCUUCGCCUUCGUCGAAUACCUCGAUUUUCUGACUGUCCAUCACUUGUUCGGUCCGUGGGCCAUCAUUAUUCGGUAAGCAACCCAUAGGCAAUGGCGUCGUCCCAAUCGGUUCAUGAUUUCAGAGAUUUGAUGUACGAUUUGGCGCGUUUCCUCGUCAUUCUGUUGCUGUUCGUCGCCGGUUUCACUCUACACGUCACCAGCAUUUUCCAGGUAUACGGUCUCGAGAGCUGACAAUGCCCCUCCCAAUAGAGCGAUACAUUGGCGCGAAAUUCAAAUUUUAACAGCAAAAUUUGUGUUUUUUGCCAGAUUACCCACGAAAAAUCGAUAAUUUCUCAUUUGUCUCUCGAUAGACCGAUUGUAUAGGCGAUUACGAAUUUUUAAGCGCAAGAGCGUUAAAUUUGGUCAAGUCGCAAAUCACAUUUAUCCGUUUAAAGGUUUUUGGCUAAAACUGCGUGAAUUCCGGUUGCUUUUCGGUAAUUUUCGCGGUUCGAGCGCUCAAAAUGCUUGUAUUUACGUGAUUUAUCAUUCUCAAAACCAAUUCUGUCUGAAAACGGUCAAAAAAACGCAAAAUGAGAAGUGCGCUUUUUAGGCGGCGAAGGCGAAAAAGCAAGUCCGCGAAAAAUGAGCCAAAACGUCAUUAAUUCUGAGAAUUAGUGUGUUUUCAUGCCGAACAAUCAUUUUUCAUCGCCGUUGACCACAAAAAUCAGAGAAAACGUGCUCAAUUCAUGAAAACGUCAUUUGGCCGCCGAGGCCACGCCCAUAUAGUCAGGGUACCCACUACAGUAAUCCUUGACUUCCUCUAACCUACCUUUACCGUACUGUGUCAUCUCACAUCCUACAGUGGUCAAGUGUACUCGGCCCGUACGUCGUUCUUUCAGCCCGCCUACCAACCGGUCGACGAGGACAGUGCCGAACUGAUGCGUCUCGCCUCGCCGGAGCAGACGCUCGAGAUGCUCUUCUUCUCACUGUUCGGCCUCGUCGAACCCGACUCGAUGCCGCCGCUCCAUCUCGUGCCCGACUUUGCCAAGAUCAUCCUCAAAGUGUUGUUCGGCAUCUACAUGAUGGUCACUCUCAUCGUGCUCAUCAAUCUGCUCAUCGCCAUGAUGUCCGACACGUACCAACGCAUUCAGGCGCAGUCGGACAAGGAGUGGAAGUUCGGACGCGCCAUUCUCAUCCGACAGAUGAACAAGAGGAGUGCGACGCCUUCGCCCAUCAACAUGCUCACCAAGUUCCUGAUUGUUGUGCGUGUCGCGUGGCGGAAUCGAUGUGAGUUGCCAAAGAGCGGUUCGGUUGCAAAACGUCCGUGCCCCCUUUUUCAGUACGAUGCAUGACUCGAAAGGCGCAAGACGAUCUGCGAUUCGAGGAGAACAUUGACGCGUUUUCGAUGGGCGGCGGACAGCAGGGACGUGCCAGUCCGACAAUGAGACCCGACGAGGGAGGAGGUACUGUUGUCCAUUCAAAACCGCGUAUCUCGGCUGCCCGAAGAGAUAUCAAAAAGUGGUCAACUGAUAAAAUGUGCAAAAUGUGUUUUUGAGCAUUUGAUCAGUUGACAACUUUUUGCUAUCUGUACUGGCAGCUGAGAUACAUCGUCAUUCAAAUUUGAAUGGAAAAUUGAGAGGAAGAACUUUUGCACGGUUCCUGAAACGUUUCUGUGCUGCUAUUUUAACUGUAGAAGUUCUGAAAGUUAAAACUCGAAGCUCCUUGGCCUUUUAAUGGUGGCCGAACUUUGUAGCUAGCGAAAACUAGGCCACCAACUUAUUUCCUUACAGAAAUGGGCGGUCAACGUGCGGAACUCGGUCGCAGUGCCGACUGGAACAUUGAAACGGUGAUCGACUGGCGAAAAAUAGUUUCAAUGUACUAUCAGGCGAACGGAAAAAUGGAAGACGGACGAAGUCGGGAGGACUACGACCACGCCCAUCCGUCGAUCCCGGCUGCUCUCGCUUAA